This is a messenger RNA of Desarmillaria tabescens, 744 nucleotides long. RefSeq names its product ribosomal protein L23/L15e core domain-containing protein. Gene Ontology annotation, biological process: translation; ribosomal large subunit assembly. The coding region runs from base 152 to 631 and encodes 159 amino acids. Lineage: Eukaryota; Fungi; Basidiomycota; Agaricomycetes; Agaricales; Physalacriaceae. Gene Ontology annotation, cellular component: ribosome; cytosolic large ribosomal subunit. Gene Ontology annotation, molecular function: rRNA binding; structural constituent of ribosome. The transcript is spliced from 6 exons. The record is from RefSeq and is a predicted model, not a curated record.
CGGGAAGGAAAAGAAAGAGCAAGUGGUCUCGGGAAUAAGGGUCGGUUUGUCCGAAAAAGGCAAUUACCCUUGGCAACUUUCUCACAGUCGGUCGACACAAGGCUUUCGACUUUCUCAACACCCUACCGGUCGGCACCUCAAGAUAUUCCCUAUGGCCACCACAAAAGCUACGAAGGGCAAGGCUGCCGCCUCAAAAGCCAAGUCUCCAAAAGACGUCAAGGCCAAGGCGGCCAAAAAGGCAGCGCUCCAGGGAGCCCACUCGCACUCUUCACGCAAGACGCGGCUGUCAGUGUCGUUCCACCGCCCCAAGACCCUCCGAUUGGCCCGCAGCCCCAAAUACCCGCGCAAAUCCAUUCCCCACACACCAAGGAUGGAUCAGUUCCGCACCAUCGUCUCACCUCUGAACACGGAAUCAGCGAUGAAGAAGAUUGAAGAACACAACACGCUGGUUUUCAUUGUUGACAUCAAUUCGAACAAGCGGCAGAUCAAGGAUGCUGUGAAGAAGUUGUAUGAUGUUCAGGCGGCCAAAGUGAACACGCUUAUCCGACCGGACGGCAAGAAGAAGGCAUAUGUUCGCUUGACACCUGAUCACGAUGCUCUGGAUGUGGCCAACAAGAUUGGAUUCAUCUAAGCGUAGUACGUUUCUGUAUGCGAUAGGACCCAAUAUGAGCUGCUGCGAUCAUGUGAUUAAUUAUAUUUUGAGAAAGAUGAAAAUAAUAUUAUCCGGUUCUGUUCCGAAGAGGG